AUGAACAAAAAUGGAACAGCUAAAAUGAAUGAUAAUCAAAUUAGAGCAGAAGGUAGAAGGUUAUUUAAACGCUUCUAUAACAUUCCUGAUGGUGUUAAUCCUAAAACUCGUAGAAGCUAUUUAAAUGAAGCAAUAGAUUCAUAUGAAGGGUUUGACAUUUCAUCAGAAAGUGAGAGAUUAGCGAGAAUGUUAAAUGUUAAUAUUGAUUUCUAUUAUUGUGAUCCUCAACCAGAAGACGUGGACAUAAAUAAGGUAGACUUUCCAUUAGUGGAAUCAAUAAUGAUAGAUCCAGAAUUUGAAACAGUAAAUAUUUUAUUAACACAGAGUCCAUGUGGAAAACUUCACGCUGACAGAAUAACAGACGUUGAAGCACUCACCGGCUAUAGAGUUUGUCCAUAUUGUAAAGAAGAAGUUUAUUCUAUCCGUGAUGAUCCAGAAAGGAAAAACCAAAGAAGAUUUUUAAAGCAUUGUGAGAAAUGUAAAGAAAAUAAUGGAAGAUUAAUUCAAGACGUUCAAUUGCAAAAGACACAGCAACCAUAUGCACCACAUAUUACGAAACAGAAGAUAUAUCAGUGGUUAUUAGCUCAUAAUUUGCAGAAAUAUUAUAAACCGACAAGAUAUUAUAUUACUUUUGACUUCGAAACAUUAGAGACUAAAGAAGAAUUACAACUUUCUGAGUGUGCAACUUUGAACGCUUACUUAAAACCAUUCA
Molecule: messenger RNA, 712 nt
Organism: Trichomonas vaginalis G3
Lineage: Eukaryota; Parabasalia; Trichomonadida; Trichomonadidae
Exons: 1
Source: RefSeq, a predicted model, not a curated record